UCAGGCCAGGAUGCUUUCCAUGGCACUUCAUGGCCCUUGAAAACCUCGGAUGUGUGCCAGGCCAUGCCCUGGACACUGAUGGGUUUAUGAUCUUGACCUCCAUGGUUACUUUCUGGGGCCCCAAGCUGUGCCCUGGACAUCUCUUUUCCUGGUUGAAGAAAUAAUGGGUGAUUAUUUCUUCCUGAGAGUGACAGUAACCCCAGAUGGAGAGAUAGUGGGUAAUAUGCUAGACCCUGUGCUUCUCGGAAAUUUGGAUUUAGUAUUUUCAGGUCCCACCCUCAUUGAUUCUGAUCAGCUCUGGAGCAGAGGCAGGGAGUUUGCAAUGUGAUGCACUGCCAACAUUGAGAAUUAGUGAAUUGAGCCCUUUGCAACGGUCUAGCGAAGUAGUUAAAUUACCCCCAUGUUAAUGAGGUUGAAUAAGGCUCCCGAGCUAAGGGACUUGCCCAAGGUCUCACAGUGAGUAGGAGGAGGGCCUGAGAUUUGAACCCAGGGGUCUGAGGCCAGGGCCCACUGCCGUAAGAUGCGUGCUGAGAAGUGAGUCAGGGCAGGGCAGUUGGUAUCGAGGUGCCCCAUGGGAGUAGGGGGACGCCUUCCGGGCGGAGGCAGGGCUGGGGCGAUCUGUAUCUGCAGCCCCUUGGAAUAAAAGCGCGUUGACCGCUGAGGCUGCGCUAGCUCCUGCCUCAACCCGCCGGCCCCGCCCUCCGCCGCCACACUUCCGGCGGGGCUGCGACCACAGAGGGGCGCGGGCGAGCGGGCGGCCGGCCGCUGGGGGUGGCGGGAUAGGCUGGGCGCGGCCAGCGCUGCGGACCCGCUGCUGCUCUCCGGGUCUGUGCGGUCCCGAGGGCCGUCCGUGCCGCCGGCGCCAUGGGCAACUGCCACACGGUGGGGCCCAACGAGGCGCUGGUGGUUUCAGGGGGCUGCUGUGGUUCCGACUAUAAACAGUACGUGUUUGGCGGCUGGGCCUGGGCCUGGUGGUGUAUCUCCGACACUCAGAGGAUUUCCCUAGAGAUUAUGACGUUGCAGCCCCGCUGCGAGGACGUAGAGACGGCCGAGGGGGUAGCUUUAACUGUGACGGGUGUCGCCCAGGUGAAGAUCAUGACAGAGAAGGAACUCCUGGCGGUGGCUUGUGAGCAGUUUCUGGGUAAGAACGUGCAGGACAUCAAAAACGUCGUCCUACAGACCCUGGAGGGACAUCUGCGCUCCAUCCUCGGUACCCUGACAGUGGAGCAGAUUUAUCAGGACCGGGACCAGUUUGCCAAGCUGGUGCGGGAGGUGGCAGCCCCUGACGUUGGCCGCAUGGGCAUUGAGAUCCUCAGCUUCACCAUCAAGGACGUGUAUGACAAAGUGGACUAUCUGAGCUCCCUGGGCAAGACGCAGACUGCCGUGGUGCAGAGAGAUGCUGACAUUGGUGUGGCAGAGGCUGAACGGGACGCAGGCAUCCGGGAAGCUGAGUGUAAGAAGGAGAUGCUGGAUGUAAAGUUCAUGGCAGACACCAAGAUUGCUGACUCUAAGCGAGCCUUUGAGCUGCAAAAGUCAGCCUUCAGUGAGGAGGUUAACAUCAAGACAGCUGAGGCCCAGUUGGCCUAUGAGCUGCAGGGGGCCCGUGAGCAGCAGAAGAUCCGGCAGGAAGAGAUUGAGAUUGAGGUUGUGCAGCGCAAGAAACAGAUUGCCGUGGAGGCACAGGAGAUCCUGCGUACGGACAAGGAGCUCAUCGCUACAGUGCGUCGGCCCGCCGAGGCCGAGGCCCACCGUAUCCAGCAGAUUGCUGAGGGUGAAAAGGUGAAGCAGGUCCUCUUGGCACAGGCAGAGGCUGAGAAGAUCCGCAAAAUCGGGGAGGCGGAAGCAGCAGUCAUCGAGGCGAUGGGCAAGGCGGAGGCUGAGCGGAUGAAGCUCAAGGCGGAAGCCUACCAGAAAUACGGGGAUGCAGCCAAGAUGGCCUUGGUGCUGGAGGCCCUGCCCCAGAUCGCUGCCAAAAUCGCUGCCCCACUUACCAAAGUCGAUGAGAUUGUGGUCCUCAGUGGAGACAACAGCAAGGUCACAUCAGAAGUGAACCGACUACUGGCCGAGCUGCCUGCCUCUGUGCACGCCCUCACGGGCGUGGACCUGUCUAAGAUACCCCUGAUCAAGAAGGCCACCGGUGUGCAGGUGUGAGGCUCCUGCAGGCCCACUCUCUUCAGCAGCCACCUAGCCCUCCCUCCAGCACCCGUUUUAAUCCCACAGAACUACGGGAAUGUUACUGACUCUGGUGCCUUAUCUUGAAGGGACCAGAAGUGCUGCGUGUUCAGGCCAUCUCUGGCUGUCUUCCUGUCUCUCCUGUCUCUGUCCACCUCCUCCUCUUCCUCCCUUUUACCCCACUUUCACUGCCACUUUCAUCAGGUUUGUGUCUCAUCUCCCUGUGUGUCUUUUCCUUUGUCUCUUUUUCUUUCCCCCUAUGCACAUCAUGUAGUUUAAGCUGAAGAUGUUUAUUACAAUCACUCUCUGUCUGUGGGGGGUGGCCCUGCUGCUCCUCAGAAUCCUGGUGCCUUGAAGUUCUCUGUGCAUCUGCCCGUCCUCCCUAUGGCUGUGGCCAGAGCUCAGCAUGGGCAGGGGUUCUGGGUAGGACGGUCACUGUCCUCUCUCCCGGACUGGUCUUCCCAGCCCCAAAUCCUGCCCCAGGAAGCCCACAGCCUCACCCGCUGCUGCCCCUCUAGGUCUGGGCAGCCAUGACCUGCAGGGCCUAGAGCCACUGUCCUUCCCCUCAUCCUCCCAAGACCCCAGCUGGCGCUCAUACCCUGUCCUUUCUCCCUGACCCCACGGGCACAGAGGCAAGACCUCCUGUCUACAGCAGCUUCCUCAGUUUCCUACUGCCUUAGGAGGCCCCUGCUUUUGCUCAGGGAAGGCCUCUUCAUGGGCAUGUGUCUGCUGGGGCGGUAGGGCUUGGUCCCACUCUGCUAAGUUUUCUGAGAUGAGGGUCUAGCCCUCUUGGGGACAGAAAAGUGUGUAGACCUUCUUCCUGCUAGGGCUGCACUGUCCUGGGUGUUGGGCCCUUCUGGUGGGCAAGGCUGUGCCAACCCUGUACAGAAUCGAGUGCUGUAACCUGGCCAGACCCCAGAGCCCUUGUGCUAUCUUUCUUCCUGGCCAGAGUGAUGGGGUUCCAGGCAUGGGGAAGCAACCCAAUCCUCUGUCUCCUUGCUCCAAUGGAGGCAGAAGAACCCAGGACCCAAGCGUCUUGGCAGGGGUGCUGUGAAUGUCCAGUGGUCCCAGCACCCCACCCUGGCCCUGCCCCAGCCUGUGUAGCUCUUCCUGCAUGUGGAUGCUGCAUGUCUGGUCUGGGGCUUGGAUGUUGCACUGCCCCACUGCCUGUCCCUUCUGGUAAAAUAAAGAUCUCUUAAUGCCCA
Molecule: messenger RNA, 3377 nt
Organism: Rhinopithecus roxellana (golden snub-nosed monkey)
Lineage: Eukaryota; Metazoa; Chordata; Mammalia; Primates; Cercopithecidae
Gene: FLOT2
Product: flotillin 2
Exons: 11
Coding region: 865-2151 (428 amino acids)
Biological process (GO): regulation of myoblast differentiation; protein localization to plasma membrane
Cellular component (GO): plasma membrane
Source: RefSeq, a predicted model, not a curated record